CUGAACUAAGCCUGAUAGUCAGCUGCAAACUCGCUGCCACUAUGUACCAUCCGCAGACAACCCCGUAUCCUCCCAAUGAUACAACGCCUGUCCACACCCCAGCGCGUGUUCCCACUCCCCCUCCCCCUCCCUAUCCUCCAUGUGUCGGAUCAGGGAGCGGGGAGUGUUACACUUGUGGCGAAUACGGAUAUUUUGCACGUGAUUGUCCGAAUAAGAAUAAUGGGAGGCAGUGGCAAAGCCAGGGACGAGACAACUAUGGCCCGAGAGGUUACGGGCAGGGAGUUAACUACCAGCCGAGAGUGAAUGCUGGAGAUGACAGGAUGGAUAAGCUAUUGUUGUUCGUCGACAACCAAAGACAAGAGGCAGACGAGAGGAAGAAAGCUGAACAAGAGAGGAAGUUGCUUGAAGAAGAGAAACAGAGAGUGGAGGAAGCAAAACAAAGGGAGGAGGCGGAAAGACGGCGUACACUAGCUAUCAUUGAAGCAACGGCAGCACAAGCGUUCAACAACCAGCUGACUGCUCUGGAAGAAAAGAUCAGAGACCAUGUGAAAGCAACGUUGACUGUUUCUGAGGAGAAAAAUGCAAGAUUACAUGACAGUUUGCAACGGUUUCUAGAGCGUGCCGACCCCAACGAACCAAGGACGGUUGGAGCUGGGCUGUUCCCAUAUCCGAAGAGGAGGCUCAACUUAGACGGAUAUGCGCGGGAGAUCAGAGCGAAGGUACUUAACCUUGCAGGGCUUUCAGAGGACGCUUUGUCCAUAGGAGAGAGAAAGGUGAAGUUGGUUUCGGCAGGAGGUGAGGUAUCGGGUGAGAAAUGGUCCAUUAUCCGGAGGCUGUUUGGAACAUCAACUGUCGUAACGGUCGAGGGGAAGUUUUCCCUCGUGAGAUCGAAACAGCAUCUUGAGAAGGGAGGUACCUUCGGUAUAGCACCCAUUGUGAAGACAGAGAGUGCAAGAUGCCGUGGUAAAGGCUACCUCCGGCUCCUCUUGGAGUUACCUAGGAAGCAAGCGGAGUUGAAGUACUUUGAUGUUACCAAGUUUGUCUACCUGUACAGGUGUGCCAGAGAAUUCAAGACGAAAAUUACAAGGAGAACCUUGAAAGAGAAGAUUGCUGCAGUGAUAAAGAAGAAGACAGGUGUGAAUGUUAGACUGAAAGUGAACGUGGGGGUCAAAUACAAUCAUCAACUGCGGAAGAGGAAAAUCCGUGACACGGUAGUCUUAUGCGUGGAAAAGUGUAAGAUUCACCCGGUUUUGAAGAGUGUGCUCCGACACAGGGUGAGAGUUGUCUGGAAGAAGAACAAGACAGUUGAACAAGUUUUGGCUAACCAUCGAGAGGUGGCUAAAGCUACCAGUGUCCUCUGCAAUUGCAGUAACGAUAAGCUGCCAAGAGAAGAUGGACAUGUGUUAGCUCGUAUCUCGCAAUGUCCGGGAGUUCCCCCAACUUUACAUAAUGGUAAGAAUAUCUUGCAAGGAGGCAAGGUUAAUGCCGGAGCGGAGUUGCAACAGGUUGUCGAAUGCUCGCUUAUGGCAGUUAUGGAACCCGGGUUGGUGCAGAUGUCCAACCGUAGUUGCUUUGAGUCUUGUACCUUCAACCGUGUUGGGACGGUGCAAGCGAGCUCUGAAGUGCAAGCUAACAAGCUGGCAGCGACGAUGAAUCACUUAGUGGUAGUACCUGUCGAUAGGAACCCUGGUGAUUUGGUGGUUAUGUGUCCCUCGACAUACCAUUUUGGCCUACAGAUGAUGUUUAGCUUGAAUGCAACCGACCAGCAGAACCUAGAUAAGUCUGAGACAGAAGUGCUAGCAGAGCUGAGAGCAGAAUACAAGAGACAAGGACUUGACGAGAUUGGAGCCUGGAACCCUGCAGCCAAGCUUGGACAAGCUUUUGUCCUAGCUAAAAAUAAAGACCUGACGAGAUGGAGGCCAAUAGCAUCAGCGUGCACUGAGGGAUCAAGAACAACAGGGAGGAGAUUGGCACAUGCACUGAAUUACCUGCUGGAGAGAGCCCCACGGACGAGACAUUUCAACCUCAAAGCUACAGCGAUGCUGAAGCAGAACCUCGAUGAUGCAGGAUGGAAGAUCAGUGUUUUGGGGGACAGAUCGAUGGUCCUCGUAGCGAGUUAUGAUAUCAAGGAGAUGUUUACGUCGUUGCCGCAUAGACCAAUCGCCCAAGUAGUUCAUUGGUUGCUGCAAUUGUGGGAGAAAGCAGGGGUUCACAAGUUGAGUCUUAGCAGAAGGGGUCGGGUCGUGGUACUCAAUCGGAAAAGCUUAAGUCCAGGUUAUGUUGAGCUGAAAUUUUCCUUGAUCGCGAAAAUGGUCGGGUUGGAGUUGAGUCACACUUACAUCAGUUGCAGGGCAGUGAUUCUCAAGCAGUUAGUGGGCAUCCCGAUGGGGAAGAAUUCAAGUCUUGCACUGGCCUGCUUGCUGUGUGCAAAAUAUGAAGUAGACUUUCUCAGCUCCCUGGGUGGUGACCAACGGUUGGUACAUGGGGUCAGAUUAGUGGAUGAUGUCAUGCUGGUUGUAGCAUGUGACAUGCACAACCCAGUGAGCAUUGCUAAGGCGAAAGGUAUACGCAAGAGGUUUGAGAGGGCUUACGGGGAACAGCUUACGCUGGUACAAACAGAUGAUGAUUCCAACUCCUGGGAUUUCCUGGGAACCAGGGCUAUGGCGCUCCCAUGACCCAUUACUUUUAUGAUUCGUCCGGUACACAAGAAUGAAGGAGUAACCGAUGA
Chara braunii is the source of this 2728-nucleotide messenger RNA. The record is from the annotation of a GenBank genome assembly. Lineage: Eukaryota; Viridiplantae; Streptophyta; Charophyceae; Charales; Characeae.